AUCUGUCACAUUGUCUAAUGACUGCAACGUUGGACUGAUCGAAAUUUUAUUCUUCAAAGGAAAUAAAUCACUGAAGAAUCAUGGCUAUCGGUGAUUAUCCUAAAGAGUACAACCCAGCGGUUCAUGGACCGUAUGAUCCAGCGCGAUACUAUGGAAAGCCCGAUACACCUUUUGGUCAAGUGAAAAUCAACGAAUUGGGUGCAUGGUUUGGUCGCAGAAAUAAGACCCCUGGUGCGAUCGUGGGUGCAUGCAGCAGAGCUUGGUGGAGGUGGCAACACAAAUAUAUGCAGCCUAAGAAAAUUGGUGCCGCUCCAUUCUUCCAGCUUCUAGUUGGCUCUAUGACUUUCUUCUAUGUAAUCAACUAUGGCAAAAUGAAGCACCACAGGAACUACAAGUACCACUAAAGACAGUGCCCAUAUAUUCAAUAUUUAUUAUCAUGUUUCUGUGUAUGGUAAUUAUUUCUGUCAGAAUUUGUUGGUAUAAUAGUUCAUUAACUCUGUAAUUUGCUGCAAUAAACAUUAUUAGUCCAAAAUAUAA
This is a messenger RNA of Achroia grisella, 537 nucleotides long. It is a transcript of the gene ATPsynF, whose product is annotated as putative ATP synthase subunit f, mitochondrial. Lineage: Eukaryota; Metazoa; Arthropoda; Insecta; Lepidoptera; Pyralidae. The transcript is spliced from 4 exons. The coding region runs from base 81 to 404 and encodes 107 amino acids. Gene Ontology annotation, molecular function: proton-transporting ATP synthase activity, rotational mechanism. Gene Ontology annotation, biological process: proton motive force-driven mitochondrial ATP synthesis. The record is from RefSeq and is a predicted model, not a curated record.